Molecule: messenger RNA, 3380 nt
Organism: Mizuhopecten yessoensis (Yesso scallop)
Lineage: Eukaryota; Metazoa; Mollusca; Bivalvia; Pectinida; Pectinidae
Product: F-box/LRR-repeat protein 18-like
Exons: 10
Coding region: 4-2160 (718 amino acids)
Biological process (GO): SCF-dependent proteasomal ubiquitin-dependent protein catabolic process
Molecular function (GO): protein binding
Source: RefSeq, a predicted model, not a curated record
AAGAUGGCGGACAUGGUGUCUGCUUUUGAGGUUCUACCAGAUAAUAUCGUGCUUAACAUCCUUUCCUUCCUUUCUUGUGAAGAUUUAUGUGACAUACGUAAUGUUAACCAUAUGCUGAGAAGGCUUUCAUCUGAUAGGAGCCUUGUCUGGAAUUCAGAUUUUGAAGGAUGUUACAAAACGAGUGAGGAGGCAUUUGAGAUGUACAUUCAAGCUGGUGGUCCUCUCAUUCAUUGUUUGAACCUUAGUCACUGCUAUUGGCUGUCUGGACGCAGUGUCUCUAAUGCCCUGAAGCUGUGUAUGAAUCUCAAAGAACUGUAUAUCCUAGACAUCAGUCUAACUGCCAAGAAACUAAUCAAAAUUCUCUGUGGUCUUCCAAAUCUAGUCACGUUUGCCUUUACUGUCACCAAUAUGGAUGAGUUUGAUACAGAGUUGGAAGGGAAUAAUGCAGCUCGGCUUACAAUGAUGGGGAUCAAGCACCUCACCAUUCACUUUAAAGUACCCCUCUCCUUAAGGACAGAAGCAUCUAUCUCUGUGCAAUUCUUGCAGAAGAAAACCACAUUUUUCGAACAUUGUAGAGACUUGGAGAGCUUCCAUGUGCUAGGUCAUCCAAAUUUAGGUUGCGGUCUUCCAAAAUUGCUCCUACAACCCAAUGUAGACAAAGUUGAAAAUUUGAAAAAUGUGAAGGAGAUUUCACUGAACUAUGCAAUAGACCCAGCUGCUAGGAUAUUCUAUUAUGGCACGUUGCUCUCUGUGGCAAAACUACAGUUACAGAUGACUACUGUGCUAAAUCCCUCUGCAAACUUUGGAAGUCAAAUAAGGUCAGACUUUUGGAAUAUCUUUUGGAAGUCACAGUAUCAAUUGCAGAAUUUGGACAUAUCCAGUAUUUCUAUACAGAAGAUUUUCACACAUGUGUUUGAUCCAGAUGUUCCAAAACCAAACUUGCAAUACCUAAAUUUGUCUGACACCUACUUCACUACCACAGAAGGACCUACAAGUAACCUUACAUCACUUAUAUGUGUCUGCCCGAAUCUGAAGAGUUUGAAUUUGAGGAAUAGUCAGAUCAUCUUCACCAACCCAAGUAGAGAGAAGGUAGACGUAGCUGGAAUCUCUAGUCUUGUGUCAACAUGUCGCUGUUUGUCUGAAGUCAACCUAGGUGGGAUACACAUGCAUGAUCCGGAGGUCUUGUCCAGGGUGUCACAGCUGUUGGCUAGCUGUCCAGGUUUGAAGUCCUUAGCUGUUUCAUGUUGUUGCUGUAGUUACCAAAGUGCCAAAUGUAAAGUGUCUUCGGCCUCUGCUGGAGGAGGCCCACCGCUGAAGAGACAGAGAACAGGGGUAACUAGUGCCAAGGCAUUGCCCUCUACCUCAAGUCAUUGUGAUGAGUCUAAGCUCUGCCCAGAUGUGGAGACCGGAGGUCUGGAAUCCUUGGUCAGAGGCUGUCCAGGGAUGGUCAGAUUUGAACUGGUCAAUGCAGGGCUAACUAGACCAGUGAUUCAUCGGGGUCAAAAUGGACUCAUGCCAAAGUCCUGUGUGUACAAGCCAUGUUCUGAAUCAACAGCUCUCAAUGACCAGCGACUGUUCUGUAUCGGCAAGUGGAAACACCUUAAAUACCUCCAGCUAGCUGGCCUUCCAGGUAUCAUGACUGGAUCAUGUCUGGUUGCCAUAGCGACAGGCUGCCAUUUUUUAGAGCAGCUCCACAUUGCAUACUUAGGACUGAUGGGACACCCAAACUUUGCCCGCCAACUUUGCCAAGCCCUGCCAGAGUUUAAAGCUCUCAAAGAUCUCAGGGUAGAGCAUGGUUACCAGUCUGUGGACUCCCACUUCUGUAAGGCAGCCCAGUCCUGUAAGACACUACAGCGUGUGUGUGUUAUGUCCUGGGGAGGAACAAUCGACUCUGCCUCUGUUAUAUCCCUCAUUGCCAAUUGCCCCUCCCUUGUCGCUCUGCAGCUGUUCACUGAUGCCAAUAGGACACAAUGUCGGCGACUCCAGAAAGCUGUAGAAGACAGGUUUGGUUCAGUGCGUCCUGCCCUGAGGGUGUCCAUCUGGCCUCUGUUUGACACAGACACACCAAGUUUGAUGAACAACAUUCCUACAAAACAUCUUGAGGAACUCACCAUUUUCAGCUCCAGAGUCAGUGACAGACCACCAAAUUGGAAGUGGUGACCUGUUACCUUUUACAAGAUCAAAGAGGUUGCAUCCAGGAAGCAAUAAUCUUUCAAAGAUUAUCCAUAGAAGCAAUAGCCUCGCCAGUAGAAAAGGCUGACUUUUGAGUACAAAUGUAAAGGUAUUUCAGACCAUGAUCACAAGGGUCUAAGUCUGUGACCGGGCCACUCAUACAGAGGUGACUUACAGACAAAGUCAAACUCAGACUAACAAUAAAUAUUCUUAAUCUAAAUUAAAUGGAAGUGAUCAAUACCUUUUUUGAAAGUGUGAACUCUGACCUAUGGUGUCAAACUCUAACCUGAAGCACUAGUUUUCAUUAUGUGGCCAGAAUUUAGUCUUCAAAAUCCCAUAGUUUCACUUGAUAGGUAUCAGCACAGCAAUUGGUCAGUUUUUGAUGUCUAAAACCAAUCAUAUUGCUAACCUUUCAAUCUUGUCAUGACAUAUUUCAAUAGUGAAGAGAAUACCGUAAAUGGAUUUUGAAGAUGAAAUUUUGCUGUCAGAGAAAUUAUGACUGAAUGAAUGUAUAAUGCUUUUUUUGAAUGAAAAGUAAGAAAGGGAUUGAGGGUGGGUUGUGUUAUUGCCUAUGGCAUUAAUUAUGUAAUGUCAUAAACACUAUAAAAGUAGUAUUAUGCAGAGAACUUGGGCUCUAAGCAAUACUGAAAUGUUUCCUUCUUCAUAAAAACUUGUAGAAAGUCCUGUCUAUAUCCAACAAUUUAAGGAUAUCCCAAAUCAUUUACGCCGAGUAGACUGGAACAAGAGGCGUAAGGUAUCUUGUUCAAAGAUACAAUGUAGCGCUGUGACGUGACUCGAACCCGCAACCCUUUGGUAUCAAGCCCGGCGUCCUACCACUAGACUACUUUGCCUCCUUAAUGCACAUAAUCAUAUCCAAAAUGUGUUGUACACGUGUCAAUUUAGAUUGUUUAUUGAGAAAAAACUGAAUCACCAUUUUUAAAUUAGAUAUAUGUACAUGUAUUUACCCAUAUAUAGAUAAACCUAUUGAUCUAACUAAAAUAUGGUAGCAUACCUUAAAAUCAAGUAUGUAACAGCUCAAAAAAGAAACAGUUUUUAGCUCACCUGGUCCAACGGGCCAGGUGAGCUUAUGGCAUGGUGCUGCGUCUAUCGUCUGUCUUCCGCCCGGCGUUAAUCUUUUACUUUAAACAACUUCUUUUGAAUAACCAAGAGGCCCAGUAUUACGAUAUUUGGCCAGUAGCAUGCUGGGA